UCAGCUUUUUAUCCACCCUUGUCCGUUUCCCAAAGUGCAUUGCCCAUGAGGUUGAGUGCUCACAGGUCGUGACAUGGUGAGGCAUGACUUGACCAUGUGCUGGGAAGGGAAGCAGGAAUGUUGAUGGCUGGAUCUAGAGAUCAAAUGGUCUUCUAAAGAAGCCAUGGGUAGCUGCUGUAGCUGUCCAGAUAAAGAGUCCAUCCCAGAUAACCAUCAAAGCAAAUUCAAGGUGAUAAACGUGGAUGAUGACGGGAAUGAGCUGGGUUCAGGUGUGAUGGAGCUGACGGAGGAGGAGCUCAUACUGCACACACGUAAACGUGACGCUGUUAAGUGGCCCUACCUCUGCCUGCGUCGCUAUGGCUACGACUCCAACCUCUUCUCCUUCGAGAGUGGGCGACGAUGCCAAACCGGUCAAGGGAUAUUUGCCUUUAAGUGUGCCCGGGCGGAAGAGAUCUUCAACAUGCUGCAGGACAUUAUGCACAACAACAGCAUCAGUGUGGUGGAGGAGCCUGUGUUGGAAACCAGUCCUGGCCCUGCUGAGACGGAACCGCCCCGAACACCCCGCACUCCCACCACUCCAGGAUAUUCUGUUCCUACGUUACCCAAUGGGAUUGGUCGGUACCCUUCAUUUGGGGACGCUUCCUCACGGCCCUCCAGUCGGCAUCCAUCAAUUGGAAGCGCACGGUUACCCUCUGUGGGCGAGGAAUCUACGCAUCCACUGUUAGUCGCAGAUGAAACGGUCCAUACCUAUGUGAACACGACUGGAUUACAAGACGAACGAUGGAGUCGCAACAGCGUCCACACUCCCCUUGAACUUCGACUGUCCAAUCCGAAGAGUGCUGGCCCUGCCUCGCCCAGUGAGCUUGAGCCACGGGUGGUGCUUGAACCUGAGAGUGUUAAGUUCGUGCUUGGUCCCACCCCUGUUCAGAGGCAACUCAUGGCUAAGGAGAAGCAACGUGAGCUUAGAGAAGGAGAAUCGGGAUGUACAGGCACACCCGGAGAACCCAGUAGCAUCCCCACGACGGACUUGAAUGGCUCUGCAGCCCAGGGGCCUUCUGCAGAUUGCGACACAGGUUAUGACAGCGAUGAACGCAAAGAAGGGCCCUCAGGGGCCAAGGUGGCCUACGAACUUCACAAUGGGUCGGCCUCUGCCUCAGUGCCUGUCUCCCGCCGAAAUCGUCCUCCCGUCCCCAUCCCGGAUGGCCAAAACGCCAACAACUCUGCCCAGCGUAGGACAGCGCUGCUCAACUAUGAGAACCUGCCGGCUCUCCCGCCCGUUUGGGAGACUCGUAAGCCAUUCUGUGAUGGUGAGGGGGAGGAGGAAGAGUCAUUUGGACCAAAGACCCCAUCACUUAAUGGUUUCCACCAGCACCUGCACUCUGGUCUGGAUCCCAUGCAUAACUACGUCAACACAGAGAAUGUAACGGUACCGCCCAGCGCCCACAAACCGGACUCGGCACGGCCGCGGCGCGAUUGUGCCGGUGCACAGCCAACGGUCUUUAACUUUGACUUUCGGCGGCUUGGCGGGCCGGAGCCGCUGCGGCAGCUCAAUUACAUCGAAGUGGAGAUGGAGAAAGGGUCAGACUCCAGUGGACCACAGACACCUAAGACCCCCACCACCCCGCUCCCUCAGACCCCCACACGGCGGACAGAGCUGUACGCAGUCAUUGACAUAGAACGCACGGCUGCCAUGUCCAGCCUGCAAAAAGCACUGCCACGCGAUGAUGGUACAUCCAGGAAAACGCGACACAAUAGUACUGACCUGCCUAUGUGAGCCUACCAAGCACUGUCUCAAGUUGCACCUUUUUUGUG
Messenger RNA from Chanos chanos (milkfish), 1812 nucleotides. It is a transcript of the gene frs2a, whose product is annotated as fibroblast growth factor receptor substrate 2a. The coding region runs from base 164 to 1774 and encodes 536 amino acids. Gene Ontology annotation, molecular function: fibroblast growth factor receptor binding; transmembrane receptor protein tyrosine kinase adaptor activity. Lineage: Eukaryota; Metazoa; Chordata; Actinopteri; Gonorynchiformes; Chanidae. The record is from RefSeq and is a predicted model, not a curated record. The transcript has 7 exons. Gene Ontology annotation, cellular component: cytoplasm; cell-cell junction. Gene Ontology annotation, biological process: fibroblast growth factor receptor signaling pathway.